Eruca vesicaria subsp. sativa (arugula) is the source of this 1576-nucleotide messenger RNA. The record is from the annotation of a GenBank genome assembly. Lineage: Eukaryota; Viridiplantae; Streptophyta; Magnoliopsida; Brassicales; Brassicaceae.
UUGUUUUCCUGUAUAACAUUUACAACUUUCUCUAUUCUUGUUUUGUAUGAUAAUGGGAGCUCAAGACACUGCAGCUCUAGAAACACAGUCCACAGAGGAAAACACCAACCAGCCAUCUCCUCUCCGUAAAAUCAUCUCCGUCGCUUCCAUCGCCGCCGGUAUACAGUUCGGGUGGGCCCUACAGCUCUCUCUCCUCACUCCUUACGUACAACUUCUCGGUAUCCCUCACAAAUGGUCCUCUCUCAUCUGGCUAUGCGGUCCCAUCUCCGGCAUGAUCGUUCAACCCAUCGUAGGCUUCUACAGCGACAGAUGCACGUCAAGAUUCGGUCGCCGACGUCCUUUCAUCGCCUCCGGAGCCGCCUUGGUCGCCGUGGCCGUGUUCUUGAUCGGUUACGCUGCUGACAUCGGUUAUAAAUGGGGAGACAAGCUCGAGAAAACGCCGAGGGUUCGAGCCAUAGCGAUCUUCGCUUUCGGGUUCUGGAUCCUCGACGUGGCGAACAACACUCUCCAAGGCCCAUGUCGCGCUUUCUUGGCCGACUUAUCCGCGGGUGACGCUAAAAGAACGCGAGUCGCAAACGCGUUUUUCUCUUUCUUUAUGGCGGUUGGAAACGUUUUGGGAUACGCGGCUGGUUCUUACAAGAACCUACACAAAAUGUUCCCGUUCGCGAUGACAAACGCUUGCGAUAUAUAUUGCGCGAAUCUCAAAAGCUGCUUCUUCUUGUCUAUAACACUUCUUCUCAUCGUCACCGUCACGUCUCUUUGGUACGUUAAAGAUAAACAAUGGUCUCCUCCACCGGUUAACCCUGGCGAGGUGAGGACUAAAGGAGUUCCUUUCGUUGGAGAAAUAUUUGGAGCAUUUAAAGUCAUGAAACGUCCCACGUGGAUGCUUUUGAUCGUAACGGCGCUUAACUGGAUCGCAUGGUUCCCGUUUCUUUUGUUCGAUACUGAUUGGAUGGGACGUGAAGUGUACGGUGGGAGUUCAGAAGGAAACGAUAGAAUGAAGGAACUGUAUAACUUAGGAGUACAUUCUGGUGCGUUAGGACUUAUGUUUAACUCUAUUGUUCUUGGUUUCAUGUCACUUGGUGUUGAGUGGAUUGGUAAGAAAGUUGGUGGUGCUAAACGGCUUUGGGGAAUUGUGAACUUUAUUCUUGCUGUUGGUUUGGCCAUGACGGUUCUUGUUACAAAGUUGGCGGCGGAUUAUCGGAAAACCGCCGGUCCUUAUGCUGGACCGUCUCCUGGUAUUAGAGCUGGAGCGUUGAGUCUCUUUGCUGUUCUUGGUAUACCAUUGGCUAUUACUUUCAGUAUUCCAUUUGCACUGGCCUCCAUAUUUUCAAGCAGCUCCGGCGCCGGCCAAGGACUUUCUUUAGGAGUUUUAAAUUUGGCGAUUGUGAUACCACAAAUGAUAGUAUCACUAGGAGGAGGACCUUUCGACGCCCUCUUUGGUGGUGGAAACCUACCGGCAUUUGUAGUGGGAGCAAUCGCAGCGGCGAUCAGUGGAGUAUUAGCGUUAACCGUUUUACCUUCACCGCCACCGGACGCACCUGCCUUGAAGCCAGGAGCCAUGGGAUUCCAUUAG